This is a messenger RNA of Naumovozyma dairenensis CBS 421, 717 nucleotides long. RefSeq names its product GET complex subunit GET1 (gene GET1). The coding region runs from base 1 to 717 and encodes 238 amino acids. The transcript has a single exon. Lineage: Eukaryota; Fungi; Ascomycota; Saccharomycetes; Saccharomycetales; Saccharomycetaceae. Gene Ontology annotation, biological process: tail-anchored membrane protein insertion into ER membrane. Gene Ontology annotation, cellular component: GET complex. The record is from RefSeq and is a predicted model, not a curated record.
AUGUCUGCUUGUAACUGGGUCAUCGCUACUUCCUUGGUCUUCGUCACGAUCAAUAAGUUCCUACAAUACUCCACAAGUUAUCAUGCUUCAUGGAUGUCCAAAAUCAUUCAACAUUCCGUCCAUAAAAAAUCAUACGAUGAUUAUCACAAGAAAUUGCAAGAACGUCUAGAAUUACAAGAAGAAAAUACUACCAUCUCAGCACAAGAUAACUAUGCUAAAUGGACAAAGAAUAAUCGUAAAUUGGAAAAAUUAAAUGAAGAGAUCAAAGCUCUAGGUAUACAAUUAAAAUCUCAACAAUCUUCUAUUGAAAAACAAAUGAAGAAGUUCAAAUUGGUUACAUUGACUGCUCCUUUCAUAAUUUUGAAAUUAUGGAAGGGUAAAUUUCCAGUUUAUUAUUUACCACAUUCUGAUAUGUUCCCCAAGAUCAUUGGUGGUGUUAUGAGUCAAGGUUGGUUAUAUUUAGCUUUAUUACCAUUACAAAUCCUGAGAGGUAGUAGCAAAGUGGAAACUCAAGGGGAAGAAAGUAUGGCUAUUCAAGUUAGUGUGUCUCUGGGGAUAUGGUUAUGGGCUUUGAUGACUGUUAUUUCUACUGUGGAAUUCUUGAUUAAUCAAUUAGUUUUCACUAAGGAAGUUAAGAAACCUGUCGUCAUAGAAGAAGAGAAGAUAAACAUCAAAGCUCCAAACGCCAUUGAAGAAGAUAAAAUCGCUUUAGAUUAA